Molecule: messenger RNA, 1038 nt
Organism: Opisthorchis viverrini
Lineage: Eukaryota; Metazoa; Platyhelminthes; Trematoda; Opisthorchiida; Opisthorchiidae
Exons: 1
Source: RefSeq, a predicted model, not a curated record
AUGGCGAAGCUGUCACCAGAACAAAUAAAUGUACUCUCUGUUCGGGCUUAUUAUGACAACAAAACGUUUACCAACACAACAGAAAUGACCAACUUGCUGAAAUACGAGAGUCAACAUUUUCGAUGUAAAGUUCAACUGGAAAUAAGUGAGUGCAUUGCGGAUCGGUGUUGGAGUGUUGGGCUCGUACAAGCCUGUGACCGAAUGUAUUUGGAGAAUCGAUACGGACACAGUGGUAGUUCAUUUUGGGAGUUCCAUCCCCUUAAAAGUGGUCGACAUAAGAUGGUUAAUGAUAGUGAUGGUCGUCAAUAUCCAUUCUACAGUCUAACAAGCAGCAAGUUUGAAAUACGUCGAGGCGUUGUCUCGGACAGCUUAGUAUCGCUCACUUAUGAAGAUCAUUUCUAUCCGACAGUGGCUUGGGAACUACCUUAUUAUGGCGGUGCAAAACUAACCGACGUUAUCCGGAAACAAGACUUCUGGGUUUGGUUGGUUGCAAUCAAACGUUCUGGAAGUCGUUCAGCAUCAUGCGAUGUAUUCAACGCCAAACAUGACGAAGUUUAUAUCCUGAAAACUAUGCGAUGGCGAUAUGGUCUGCAUAUGACAUUCGAUCCACACCAACCAAUUGGUAAGCGACUGCAAAGGAUCUACGACGUCCAAGAAGAACAACCGGUUAUCCUGGAAAGUAAUCGCCCACUACCUCUGUCAGCACUUAGUCCUCCGCACUGUAACGCAGCCCAAUCCCUAAUAUGGUAUCCGAACAACCCAACAGACAAACCGAAGCUGCUUGUGCCUCCGAAACAAAUCAUUGUUCCGUGGGAAACCUGGACCAAUGAUAUGGCUCCGGGGCGUGCUCUGAGCGUGAAGAAGCCAGAUCAGUGCAAACUGGUCGGGGAAUGGGCCCACGAUACGGAAAUCGGCAUUGAUGUGAGCCCGGUGAAAAAAUCCGGUGCCAGUCAUGUAUGGAAACCUGCACCACCGUCGUUAGACGCUACUACGCUAUCAACCACGAGGUCUGCACGAACACCUAGCCGUCCGCGAGGC